UCCUACGAAAACAUCAGCUGUAAAUGUAAGGACGAAGUAUUUUAAAGUAACAAGUGGAUGUUUUGUCCCCAAAAUUGGCUUGAUCGUGUAGAUCGAAAUGGCCGCCGAUUCUCCGAGAAGAACAUCCCGUUUUAACUGCGCAUCAGUGAGGCCCCAAGCUUACAGUGACAAGUCUGUGGUGGAGAGUGUGGUGGACCUGAUUGCUGAUGUGGUACCCCAGGUACAGGCGUACAGCGGUACACAGAAGACAGAUGACAAAGACAAGAUUCUGUGGGUGAAAUUUGAGAGAUGUGAUGUGAAUGAUUUGUCUCACAACCCCAACUUCCACGUGAAUGAGCCGGGAGGUCCUCCGCUGUUGUUGAUCAUCGGCUAUAGUAACGGCGUCCAAAUAUGGCAUGUGACGAGCAAUGGAGAGGCACAGGAAGUGGUGUCGCUCCGACAGGGACCAGUGAGGAUACUACGGGUUUUACCAACACCUGAACCAGUGUUUGCAGAUAUUGACUCCUUCGGUGGAAAGCGACCCCUGUUUGCCAUGUGUGACUCCUCAAGUGCUGGUCAGCCUUUCUGUAGUGUGAAGCUAGUCUCACUGAGAUCGGGAGACGAGGUCCACCACAUCUCCUUCAAGACACUGCCAGUCCUCAACAUAGAGUGUAACAAAAGGUUCCUUGUGGUUGUGUUUCAAGAGAAGCUGGCAGUGUAUGAGACGUGUCAGUUCCGCGAGCUGUUCUGGGUGUCAGAUGUGGACUCGGACCAUCAGACAUCCGCGGAAGCCUUGGCGAAGCUGGUGUCGAUGCACCAGUCGUGUGGUGGGAUGUCAGGAGACGGAGCCCAGUCUUACGCUGCCACAGUCAUCAGUGCAGCCAAGGGAGCGUUCAAGGGCCUGACGAUGUUUGGGGAAGCCAUGAUGAGCAGCGUGACCGGCAACAAGACUGCACCGAGUGCCAAGAAAGGGGAGACAACUUCCCAAGUUGACAACAACUACAGGCCGGGGAUUGUGUCCGUCAUUGACAUGCAGACUGUAACAGGCAGCCAUUUCCAUGUGAACGAUGAUCAAGACUGUGAUGGUCUGAUUGCACACUUCCAUGCACAUGCUAACGAGCCGGUUGCUGCUAUGGGCUUUGAUCAAAGCGGGACACUGCUCCUGACUGCUUGUAAACUGGGACACAACUUUCAUAUCUUCCGCCUGAUGGCCCACCCCUGUAGCUCCUCACUUGGGGCAGUUCAUCAUCUGUAUACACUACACAGAGGAUACCACAGCAAAGAUACCACAGCAAAGGUCAUUGACAUCACCUUCACCCUUGACACUCGCUGGGUUGCCGUGACAACACAUAGGGGAACAACCCAUGUGUUCCCUAUCACCCCAUAUGGAGGUGCUGUGAGCAUGAGAACCCACUGCAGCCCUCGAGUGGUCAACAGGAUGAGCCGCUUUCACAAGAGUGCUGGUCUGGAUGAGAUUGACCAUGCCUCCCCCGGACGUCGAAGUCCGGUGUUGUCUGGCAGCCCUGGCUCGUCAGGGAUUCCAGACCAGUACCCAACCCUGAUCCGACACAACGCCCUGAACAACAACAUGGGUAACCCCCGCCUACCCCCCUACCCCCACCCCACAACCAUCUACCCUCUGGCGCAGCUCAAACAACAGCUCAGCCUGCCAGGGAUCGGUCCUGGCGUGGGGACAGGGGGCAGGCAGCAGAGCCCCACCCAUGCCACCAGUAGUGACAGCAUGUUCAGUGUGGCCGCUUUCUUUGCUGUACCCAGGGUCUCAUCCAUUGGGACACAGAAUCUCACUGUGGAGAGGAGAGAGGGUACAAAGAAGCCAGCUGAGUCCCUGUUUGUUAUGGGGCAGCAUGGGAGUCUGAUCGAGUACAGUCUAGAACCCCGGGCUCGGCCUGGAGGAGACAGGGUAGCAGACGACAGUCCUCUAGAUCUGGGUGUGGCUGGCAGACUGCAGUGGUUGUUACAGAGAACAAAAACAUCGACAGAAGUGAAGCCCCAGCAGCCCAGCAAUCCUCUUGUGGUGGCCAGUGAAGCUGUGGUCAGUCAGCAGCCCACCCUCUUCCCAGACAUGUCUGAAAUGGAUCCAGUAUCUCGCCAUGACUCCAGAGACAGUCUCUCCUCUGAUCACAGCACAAAGGAUGACCUUGACGAACAAUGGCUUUCCCAGGUGGAAAUCAUCACCCAUGUCGGGCCCCACAGGAGGUUGUGGAUGGGCCCCCAGUUCUCCUUCAAGACCUACCAGAACACGACCACUCUGUCCUCGACGUCCUCUGCCCUCCUGUCCCAGAGUCCCGAGACACAGGCUCAUGUGUCUGGGAUGGACAUAGCUGCAGACGAGUGUGAUCUUGAAAGUCUCAAAAUCCAUCAAGCCAGGUCUAGCCCUGUGGCCAUCUCGAUGACCAGGCCGGCCUACAGACGAUCCUCCACCACGGACUACAGCCCAUCUCCUGGCCGCACACACACUGCUGGGGCUCUCCUUAUAGAAGCAGGAAGUUUUGACCAGUCUCCGAAUCUGAGUGAUGUUCUGUGCGGGUGGGCGGAGUCGAACCUGGUCCGCCAGCCCCGGAGCAGUGAAGAGGAGGAAGAUCGUCUCCGUGAGACAUUGGCCGACGCCAUGGUGGAAUCUCCUGUCAAAGACUGUGGACCCACCAGCAUGAGGGAAGAUGUGUUCCAUGGCAGCAAUGAGACACUCAGUACUAGUUCUGGGUCCAGCGGAUGUCCACUGCCUCCUCGAGGACUCGCAGAAACCGGACUGGACAUGUUUCCAGGGGGUGGUUCCGGCUCCCCAGACCUUCUUGGCUGACCGGUGGACACUCAUCUCCCUGAAGGCUGUCCACACGACCGGGGCUACUCUGUUUCCCUGAUGUUCUAGAACAGCUAUAAUGUGGUCUAUGGUGAUUCAAGUACUAGCUUUCUGUCUUCGAAAUAAGUAGUCCUUGUCAUUUAAGGCUUUAGUGUUUAUACCUUGACGCAGUCUCAAUGUGUCUUUUGCCAAUGUGAUGGUAAAUCAGUAUCUCUGAAUUGAAGGAUACCUUUGCUUGAAUAAUGAAAUUUAAGAGUGAAACUUGAAGGAUCCUUCUCAUAACCUAAUUUUAAACAUUGAACUUAUAGGUGGUCUAUCGAUUCAGUGGUAUUCCUGAAAGUCUCAGCCAUCCAAAGAUUUGCUUUAAUGUUAAUAUUCUUUUGUGGUAACUUUAUGGUUUUGACAGAAACUUAUCCCAUGCUUGUCGUAAGAGGCGACUAACGGGAUCGGGUGGUCAGGCUCGCUGACUUGGUUGACAAAUGUCAUCAUAUCCAAAUUGCGUAGA
Haliotis rubra (blacklip abalone) is the source of this 3302-nucleotide messenger RNA. RefSeq names its product BCAS3 microtubule associated cell migration factor-like. Gene Ontology annotation, molecular function: protein binding. Gene Ontology annotation, cellular component: cytoplasm. Gene Ontology annotation, biological process: response to starvation; autophagy. The transcript is spliced from 23 exons. The coding region runs from base 98 to 2797 and encodes 899 amino acids. The record is from RefSeq and is a predicted model, not a curated record. Lineage: Eukaryota; Metazoa; Mollusca; Gastropoda; Lepetellida; Haliotidae.